Westerdykella ornata is the source of this 462-nucleotide messenger RNA. RefSeq lists its product as uncharacterized. The record is from RefSeq and is a predicted model, not a curated record. Bases 1 to 462 code for a protein of 153 amino acids. NCBI's taxonomy places the organism in Eukaryota, Fungi, Ascomycota, Dothideomycetes, Pleosporales, Sporormiaceae. The transcript has a single exon.
AUGGUACCGCAACCAAUAUACCGCUUCAUCGACUCCUCUCGAAACGUCAUAGAAUACGACUUCGACCCCUCCCUCCGCUCCGAAAACGGCGACGGCCCCAUCUCCCUAGAACGCAAGUCCCGCCGCGCAACCCACUCCGACCUCUCCUCGCUCCUCUAUCCCGAGCCCAAAGCCGGCGACGAGCUGUUCCGGUACAUAGCUCAGGAUGGCGCCGAAGUGAGCUAUCAAUAUGACCCAGGGAGCACGAAUGGGAAAGACUACGUUGUGGUGGUUGUGCGGACGCCGGAGAAUUGGAGGAAGAUGAUGCGGAGGGAGGAGAAUUUGGCGUAUAAGGGUGUGGGUGAUUGGACACCACCGGUGCCUGUACAGGCAAGUGCGGGGAUGGGGAUGCCGACGGCGGCAGGGAAAGGGGAGAAGAUGCCGAGUGGGAAUAGGAGGGAUUCGGCGAUCAAUGUCGAUUGA